AUGAGCUAUCCCGGCUACCCGAACGUAGCCAACCCCGACUACUCCCCACCACAGGAGAUGCUGUGCUAUCCAGAUCAGUUUGGAAGUGCGUACCUCGGGGACAACUAUAGUACAUCUCCCGAAUACUCGCUCGAUUCUUUCUUCGAUCAGGCCCUCGCAUCGACCGACAUUUCGACGACCUUCCCAUCCAAGGAGCAGGGCCCGUUCAACACCACAUUUGGAACAACUGGCGUCGCGACAUCGAGCAAUACCGCCAGCUCGUACUCGACAUCGCGACACCCAUCCGAUGCCGCACCGUUUGGUAAGCUCGAACAACUUUCGUUCAGCUUUUGCUUCGACCCGAGGUCAACCGAGCCGUUCGAGACAGCCUGUUUCUCCCCAAACACCCACAUCUCUUCCAGGACCCCUUCCCUCUGCGGCGACGCAUCGGAAAAGGCCUCAUCACCCUCCCUCUCGCCUCGCAACCUAAAGCGCGAAUCCCCUUCGUCCCCUGACUCGGCCCCAGAAGAAUCCACUCAGAAACGGCCUCAACGGAAGCGAGGCCGACCACGACUCGAUCGCACCGAAAACGUGUCCAGCACAUCUUCGCCAUCGUCCAAGAGCCAAAAGACUGGGCGCCUGCCGCACAACCAGGUCGAGCGCAAAUACCGCGAGGGCCUUAAUGCCGAGCUGGAGAGACUCAGACGAGCGGUGCCAUCCCUGCCCCAGAGCGAUGAGGCUGGAGCUAUGGGCCAGCCCAAGCCAAGCAAGGCCAUGGUACUCGCCAGCGCCAUCGAGUACAUACGAAAAAUCGAAGCAGAACGAGACGCGCUGAAGCUAGAAAAUGCGAGGCUGCGAAACGCUGCAGCGAGUGGACAGACGAUCAGAAACUGGAAGGUCGAGGAUGAGUCACUCCAGGAGUUUCUGACUGACCCUUGA
This is a messenger RNA of Ascochyta rabiei, 918 nucleotides long. RefSeq lists its product as uncharacterized. The record is from RefSeq and is a predicted model, not a curated record. NCBI's taxonomy places the organism in Eukaryota, Fungi, Ascomycota, Dothideomycetes, Pleosporales, Didymellaceae. Gene Ontology annotation, molecular function: protein dimerization activity. The transcript has a single exon. Bases 1 to 918 code for a protein of 305 amino acids.